Molecule: messenger RNA, 1754 nt
Organism: Cryptomeria japonica (Japanese cedar)
Lineage: Eukaryota; Viridiplantae; Streptophyta; Pinopsida; Cupressales; Cupressaceae
Exons: 3
Coding region: 476-1264 (262 amino acids)
Source: RefSeq, a predicted model, not a curated record
AAAUUAAUAUCUCCACAUAAAUUUUAGAGAGGACUCGAUGAUUGAAACCUUAUAUACUAUUUUUUUUUCCCGAAUAUAGUACUGAGAUCAGCUGUACAAACAAUUAAUGCCGUUGUUCUGUUUGUUCGGCUUCUGCACUGACGGAGGGUUUGAAGAUGCAGCAAAAGUUUAAGGCGUAAUUGCCCGUGCUCUCGCUAAUCCAUCCCUCAAUCUGAAUAAAUCGUAUGAUGUGGUGUCUUCUUAUAUUGUUUUGCUCAGUACUUUAACUACUAGAAGAUCAAAGGCCUGAAAGAGUUUGUUUAUCCCACUGAGUUGAUUGUUGAUUGAAGAUUUCUUGGAAAGCAGCCUAUCUGCUGGUAAUGGCUGUUCCAGUUCUGACACACUGAUUUGAACAUGUGUGCUUAGAAAAAGAUCAUUAUGCUAUCAUAUCUAUUAUAAGAUUUGAAUCUCUUUGAAAGAUCCAAAGGAACCAAACAUGUGGAGCUUUGCAUCAAAUGCGAUAACUGGAACCAUGGGGUUUAAGGACAGAACAAAUUUUGAAUGCUCUGAUGAUGAAGUUUCUUCAAGGAGAAGCACAGAAGAAGGAUUGGAAUGCCCUAUCUGCUGGGAAUCCUUCAAUAUUGUAGAGAAUGUACCAUAUGUCUUGUGGUGUGGUCACACUCUCUGCAAAAAUUGUGUUCUUGGUCUUCAGUGGGCAACUGUGAAAUUUCCUACACUACCUGUUCAGUUACCCUUAUUCAUUUCUUGUCCAUGGUGCCAACUCUUAUCCUUUAGGUUGGUUUGGAAAGGCAGCCUAAAGUUUCCAAGGAAAAAUUUCUUUUUGCUCUGGAUGGUAGAAAGCAUGAAUGGUGACAGAAGAUUGCAUGGUUCGAUUGAAGGGGAGCAUGGAGUAUUGCCUACAAAUGGAGGUAUAGGUUCUGGAAAUGUAUCUAUUUUAUCUGAUUGCUCUGGAAGACAUUCCUGUUCACAUGCGGAACAUUCUUCUCAAAGGCCAAAUGGAGUUAUAGAGGUUGUCCGCAAUUAUCUGAACUCAAAUAUGCUGCAUGCCUCAUUCCGUAAGUCAUUGCUUAUCUUUGUGCAGAUGACAGCAAAAUUCCCUCUAGUCAUUGUAUUUCUCUUGAUUGUCUUGUAUGUAAUACCAGCUAGUGCGGCAAUUCUGGCUCUGUACUGUCUAAUUACUAUUCUAUUUGCCCUGCCAUCCUUCCUUAUACUGUACUUUUCCUACCCUAGUCUUGAUUGGCUAGUAAGAGAAAUAGUAACCUGAAGGUGAAUAGUCACCCUCUGCAGCUUCGGAAUGAUGGAUUAAACUUUGACUGUUGGAAUGCGCAAAUCAUUCUGGAGUCUGGACAACAUGCUAAUCCAAGAUACCUUUGCUGGUCAUUCUUCAAGAUUAUGUUAUGUUUGUUAGAAUAUGUAUCAUAUCUAUUGUUCGUUAUUAUAAACAUUAGAUCACUGAUGGUCCAGGACUAAAGUGUCGGGAUGUUUUAUGAACAUACAAGUGUGAUGCAAUGGAAACCAUGCAGGUUGUUGCUUGACAUUGUGCAGCUGAUUACAUAUCUUGUAUAUUGAUUAAGAUUUCUGCAUAGAAAGAUUACUACUCAAGUGAUGAACUUAGGUGAAAAUCAGUAUUCCCUGUGAGCUUCUGCUUUUCAAGAGUUUCUGGACAAGUUUCUUUUUGCUUUCCAUCAAUGCUGUAAUAGGCAAUUUUAUUGAGAAAGACAUUUUAUCAAGAGAGAUUUUUUUAGUGUUGAAAA